AUGGCAGCUGGCGUAGUGCCACUUUGGGGGCCCCAAACAUCCUAUCUCAAUUUCUGCGAAGAGGACUACGUGAUCACUCGAUAUGUGGCUGAAUUCAUAAACACAUUCAGCAGUCUUGUCUAUAUUUUAUAUGGUAUUCAUGGCCUGGUACAGCUUCGACAGAAGGACAAUGCUACCCUCCGCCGAGUCUCUUACUGCGGCCUGAUUGGAGUUGGCGUCUGCUCUGGUGGUUAUCAUAUGACGCUUAAAUACCACACCCAGAUGUCGGAUGAGCUGUCGAUGCAUCUUUUGACAACACCUCUUCUAUAUCGGAUUCUCACGUUCCAGACAAGCCCGGAGCGCACCAGACUCAUCGGAGGCAUUCUUUUGGCCAUGUUCACUAUCGUCAUGGUUGUCCACAUGGUGAUGGACGAGUUCCUUUUGCACGCCGUUUCUUUUGGACUGGCAGUAUGGUUGAUUGCCAGGCGAACUAUUAAGAUGAUUCCCGAUCAAAUCCCUGAUCUUCUGUUCAGGAAGAAGAUCCAACGACUUUCAUUUUUUGGGUGUUUCUUUUUUCUCUUUGGAUACUCCGUGUGGCUCAUCGACGAGUUCGCGUGUGCACACCUUACUCGGAUUCGACACGCGAUCGGUUUGCCGUUGGCAUUUCUAUUCGAGUUCCACGGAUGGUGGCAUGUGUUUACCGCGAUUGGAGGAUAUGUCGCUGUUACGACAGUGGACCUAAUAACCUCGGGUGAAGUCCAUGAAGACCGUACAGCUAGCCUGGCCUGGCCCGUCCCCCUGAUGGCAAGGCUCGUCCACCCAAGUGCGGAGGCCAAGAAACAAGGUUGA
Penicillium angulare is the source of this 828-nucleotide messenger RNA. Its product is annotated as ceramidase. Gene Ontology annotation, biological process: ceramide catabolic process; ceramide biosynthetic process. The record is from RefSeq and is a predicted model, not a curated record. The transcript is spliced from 7 exons. The coding region runs from base 1 to 828 and encodes 275 amino acids. NCBI's taxonomy places the organism in Eukaryota, Fungi, Ascomycota, Eurotiomycetes, Eurotiales, Aspergillaceae. Gene Ontology annotation, cellular component: endoplasmic reticulum membrane.